Chaetomium globosum CBS 148.51 is the source of this 1302-nucleotide messenger RNA. RefSeq lists its product as uncharacterized. The record is from RefSeq and is a predicted model, not a curated record. Gene Ontology annotation, biological process: transcription elongation by RNA polymerase II. The coding region runs from base 1 to 1302 and encodes 433 amino acids. The transcript has a single exon. Gene Ontology annotation, cellular component: nucleus; elongin complex. Lineage: Eukaryota; Fungi; Ascomycota; Sordariomycetes; Sordariales; Chaetomiaceae.
AUGGCCCAACAACGCACUCUCGUGGAAACCCCCCUGGGGCCCCGCCUCGUUGUGGAAGUCCCCCUUGGUGCUCGAUCUCUUGCAGAGAUGAGCUUGAAGGUGGCAAUCGACAACGUCAAAAUGAUCCAAAGUCUGGGCGACAUCCCUCCUUGCUACCUCGACCCGAUCCUUCAGGCUGUCAAGUCAGCCGAGCAGCUUCACAUCAUAGAGAUUAACAGUUAUGACAUCUACGAUGAGACUGAAAAGCACUGGAAACGCAUCAUCAAGAAGGACUUCCCCAUCCUCGCCAAUAGGCACGAUUACGUUCCCCAAAACCGAAAGUCGUGGCACAAGAUCUACAACAAGUACAAGCAGCUUGACAAUGAGCAGCUCGCUGCUGCUACCGAGAAGCUGAUGCAGGGGUUCGCCGUACACACCCAAGAGAAGCAGUCUCGCGCCUCCACCAUCAUCUCAGCAGAGAAAGGCGGAAAGCUACGCAAAACCAAGGCCAAAUCCGGGUUCAAUACGCCACGUUCGGAUAACAGCUUCAUCUCCAACACCAGAGCUCAACUUCGUCGAGAAGCGUUCCGCUUCAACCGCCCGACGCCGUCGGGUCAACUUCCCGUCCGGCCAAAUCAGAUCAAGAAGCCACCCCCCGCCAUGGUCGACGACCACCGCAGAAUGGCGUGUGGCAACUCAAUCCCCGAACCACCUCCGAUGAUUCGAACGCCGCGUCAGAGAUCAGCUCCAAACGCUACCGGCAGUGCCCAGAACCGCAAGGAGGGCGAGUCACGCCUCCUCCAGAUCAAGAAUGGGGGUCGACCCAAUACCGGACCUGCCAAAAAUGUUCUCAGCUUCAGCGACGACGAGGGCCCCAACGAUUCUCUGCCGAAUGAUGCUGAUCUCUUUGGCGACGCGGAUGAUGAUGAUCUUUUUGGAGACCUUGAACAGGAGAAAAAAGCUUCUUCUGCCCCAUCACCACAGAAGUCACGCCCCACGCCUCAGCCGGCCCCGACUCAAUCUUCCAAGCGCCGCCGUAUCGUUGAGGAUAUAGACACUGAGCAGCCAACCAAGCGCCCUCGCGGUUUCGAAACAACAACUACUUCUGCCUUACCGCCGCCUAACAAGGCCCCCAAUCAACCUCUUAAACCCCGCCCCAAGGGUUUGUCGGCAGCGCCGGGCAUCAACCAAGCCCCGCGUAAGAUGCCCCCCGGGUCUGCUCUCAAGGCAGCGGCCCCAAGCGCCGCGCCGCCUCGUAGGUCCUUUUCCGCUCAUACCGGGUUCUCUCAACCGCCCCGCGGCCACCCCCCGCCGGAGUCCUAG